AUGGAGCCCCCAAAAGAUUCAGAUUCCGUGGAGAUGGACAAGUCCAAAGUCGAUUUUACUCUGGGCGGCGUGGACAAGUUCAAAUUUUAUCCUGAUAACCCUGAAAAUCACAGACACAAAUAUCGGUUUUCGAUGAAAGAACCUUCCAAGUACUAUGAUCCAUGUGAGGAAACUAGACAAGCUUCUAUAAAUUGUAUGAUACGGAACCCAGAAGACAAAAAGACAGUAUGCCAGGACUUUUUCGAUGCCUAUAAGGAAUGUAAACGAGACUUUUUCAACAAAAAACGACAAGAUAAACGGGAAGGAAAGAAAGGCUGGGGUGCAUGGUGA
Messenger RNA from Meyerozyma guilliermondii ATCC 6260, 330 nucleotides. RefSeq lists its product as uncharacterized. Bases 1 to 330 code for a protein of 109 amino acids. The transcript has a single exon. The record is from RefSeq and is a predicted model, not a curated record. Lineage: Eukaryota; Fungi; Ascomycota; Pichiomycetes; Serinales; Debaryomycetaceae.